AUGAAAACAAAUAUUCUAUUGAUUGCUUAUACUAUUUAGUUAUUAAUUGUAAGAGCUAUUGAUGUUUUACCAAUUCAAAUAUCAAAUGAUGUCCUCUUUAUAAAAGAAACAAACUCUGUAAUUUACCAAGCCUCAAGUGAUUCUACUUACAGAUAUAGUAUCCUUGAUACCUAAGGAAUUAUUACAGCUACUUAUUUAUUAAAUGGAUUAUAGAAAAUUGACUUGAAUACCAAAUAUUUCAUCAUAAAUAAUUAGGUUUACUUGAAUUAUUUCUAGAGUUAAUAAUAUCAUACUAUUGAUUUAAAUCUAAUGACAUCUGGUUAAACAGGGUAUUUAUAAACUCUUAAAUAUCCGAAGGCUGCUCAAGCAUGUUCAACACCUGAUAUUUAAAUCUAAGAAAUAGCAGGAGUUUACUAUUACCUGUGUUUUGAUUCAUUUAAUAUAUUUUUACUCUAAAGCUCAACUUUUUAAGGCUUAUUUAGUACUCAAAAAGCUUAUACCUCUUAAAUAGGGAUGAGGAAUGAAAACACUCAUAUAAUUCUAGAUACCUAACUAUUUACAAAUGGAAAUAUCUAUCAAAUAAAUAUUUCAUUUACUUAAUCUACAAACAUAGUAUUAGUCAAUAUGGAAUAUAACCUAUAUCUGAUAGAAGAUUACCUAACUUUAGUAUAAACUACUAAUUUAAUAUUUAAAGACGUUAAUUCAGUAAAACUAAAUGCUAGUGACAUUAAUAAACUUCUUAUUUCUGAUGUAAUAAAUUUUCCAAAUAUCUCCAUAAUUGCAGCUUAUGAUUUCAAAAAAAAAAUUUUCAGAUAUUUUAAUGUGUAAAAUUUAUCAGAAUUAUAAUCAACAGGAGUAACUUUGCCUUUUAUUAAUUACUAAACCUUUUUGUAAUAUGAGAACACUAUUUUCAUUAGCACUUCAUAAUACACUUUAACAUAUAUCUCUUCAUCAAACUAAGUUAACAUUGCUCAAAGUCCAAAUACAUCCUCAAUCUCAUACACACUACCUUACUAUCAUAUUAUUUACUAUUCUUUUUCUUAUUCCCUAACUUAUUAGGUUAAAUAAGGAUCUACUGAAUACUUAAUAAAUAUUAACUAAGCCCUUAAUUUUUGUGUUCCGGGUUGUUUAACAUGUUAAUCAAUAUCUGCCUGCGCUACUUGCUCAUCUCCUCUAUACUUAGAUAAUCAGUUUUAAUGUGUUUCUACGUGCCCAAAUUAAUUUGUUCCAGAUAAUUCAAACAUUUAAUGCGUUUGUAGACCUAACAGUACAUUAUAAAACUAAAGUUGCCCAUGCAAUGUAGCAUAUGUUGAUAUUAAUGGAAAUUGUAUAUCUUGCCCAUAAAACUGUAACACAUGUACCUCUUAAACAAUUUGCUCUGUUUGCCAAACAGGGUAUUUACUUGCAGCAGAUGGUACUUGUGUUUCGAAUUGCCCAGCUAGUUUUAUCUAAGAUUAAACUAAUACAAAAUGUGUUUGCCGUUUAAAUAGCACUUUAUCAAACUUGCAAUGCCCAUGCAAUAAAGGUUACUUAGAUGUAAAUGAUAAUUGUUAAUAAUGCCCAUCAAACUGUGAUAUAUGUACAAGCUUAACAACUUGUUCUCAGUGUACUUAAAAUUAUUAUUUGACAGUAUAAGGAUUGUGUACUUCUGCUUGUCCUUCGACAUUUAUACCUGAUUCUACUUCAACAAAAUGUGUUUGUGACACAAACAGGACACUACAAAAUAAUUUAUGUCCAUGCAAUUCUUCAUACGUAGAUAUUAAUGGUGUCUGUUAACCUUGUUCUUCUAAUUGUAUAUAAUGCACUUCAUAAACAUCAUGCACAGCUUGCUAAUAGAAUUACUACUUAGCAACUGAUAUGACUUGUGUAGGAACAUGUCCAUUAACAUUUGUAGUAAAUGCAAACAAAACAUAAUGUGUAUGUGAUACAAAUAGGACAUUAACAAACAAUAAAUGUCCUUGUAGUAAUGGUUUUAUAGAAAUUAGUGGUAUUUGCUAAUAAUGUCCAUAAAAUUGUAAUACUUGUUCAUCUCAAACAAGUUGCACAGUUUGUUAGGCAGGAUAUUAUUUAACUGUAGAUGGUAUAUGUUAGCCAUGCCCAUAAAAUUGUUAAAAAUGCUCAUCAUAAACUACAUGCUAAGUUUGCCAAGAUGGAUUUUAUUAAACCAUAAAUUAAACUUGUGUUUCCUAAUGUCCUAAUAGUUUUAUUGUUGAUGUUUAAAAGAAUAAAUGUAUCUGUGCUAUUAAUUAAUCGCUAUAUAACAACUAAUGUAUUACAUGCUAGGAUGGAUGCAUUAAAUGUACUAGCCCAUCUGAUUGUUAGUAAUACUCUAAUUGUGGUUAAUAGUUUAAAUAUGAUUUCUCAUCAUAAAAAUGCGUAUAAUGUUUAUGGGAUGUUUAAGCAAGAAGAUGUGUAGAUACUUGUACAAAUAAAUAACUUUAUGAUUCAUAAAAAUAGCUUUGCUAAUAAUGCUAUUAUUACAAUGGAAUAUGCUAAAGUUCAUGCCCUAUUGGUUUUUAUUCUGACAAUAGUUUUUAAUGUUAAUAAUGUAACUCAUAAUGUAAAUCAUGUAAUGGGCCUAAUAGUAAUUAAUGUACUAGCUGUAACUUUCCAUUUUAUUUAUAGGAUGACAGUACUUGUUCUAUCUGCUAGUUAGGAGAGUUCUUAGAUUAAUAAUAAACUAUUUGUAAAAAAUGUAAUAUCAGUUGCUUAACCUGUAAUGGACCUAAUUCAAACAACUGUUUAUCCUGUGUACAAGAUUAAAUUCUAUCAAAAGACAGUAAUGAAUGCUUGACUUAAUCUUAAAUUUAAAGCUAAGUCAAAAAUAAUUUAAAGAUAAAAUAUUCUAAUUGUGACCAAACAAACUUUGAUUGCUCUUCUCUUUUUGCUGUAUAAGAGCUUAUUUAAUAAAUUUCUUCAGGCAUUUUUAUUGCUACAAUAAUCUCCCUCUUUUUAUUUUUAAUUUUUUCUAGCUCAAAUGGACUAUUAGGCUGGUACUGCAUUUAGAUAUUUUAGCUGAUAGGAAAUUUAGCUUUCAAUAAAAAUAUGAACAUAUUUUGGUUAAAUAUUGGAUUUUUAAAGAAUUUUCUUGCAUAUAAUUUCUUGAAUUUGGUUUCUAAAAAUCCAUUUUAAAAUGAUAAUGAUAUCGAAAUAGACUUUAACUUAUAUUAAAUAGGCAUAUAAAUUUAAGAUUUCUACAAAAAUUUUAUACAAAAUUGUUUUUAUCAUUUGAUAGGAUUAGUAUUAAUCCUUUUUUUAAUGUUGAAAACUUAUUUUUUGAAAAACCAUUCUGGAAUAUUUAAGAGAGUAAAUGAAUAUAUAAUAUUUAAUGGGCUUAUUAGAUAUUUUAUGAUCAUCUCUAAUUUUAUAAUCCUUUGUAUCUUCAAUUCAAUAUAAUAAGAAAAUUAUUUAGAAAAGGGAAACAUUUAUGUAAUAGGUAUUUUUGGCUUAAUCUAUUUAUCACUUUACACCUUUAUCGUAGUUUCUAUUCUGAUAGGUAGCUAAAAUCUUAGCUAAUCAAUCAAUGUUUCUUAAUUAAAUAUACAUUAAAAUAAAAGAAUUCGUUAAUUCUUUUGGUGCUUUUUUGAAGUUAGAAAAAUAGCUUGUAUAGUAAUAAUUGUAUUCUUUAAUGAGUUUUAAUUUAAUGGAAUAAUUAUUUCAUUAAUAAGCUCGCUAUUUUUAAUUUAUUUAAUAAUUUCAAAACCAGCAGAGAUAAAACAGUAAUUAAUAUUUAUCAUUUUAUCAGAGAUUAUAUUGGUAGCGCUAUUUAUGAUGUUUGAAUUUAUCUCUAAUAGAAAAUAGCUCAGUAUAAAUCCAUAGAUAGCCACAUAUUUAGCAUUAUGUAAAUACAAUUUUUUUAGAUUUAAUAUUUAUAUUCUUAUUUGA
Molecule: messenger RNA, 3885 nt
Organism: Tetrahymena thermophila SB210
Lineage: Eukaryota; Ciliophora; Oligohymenophorea; Hymenostomatida; Tetrahymenidae
Product: transmembrane protein, putative
Exons: 14
Source: RefSeq, a predicted model, not a curated record